Messenger RNA from Xyrauchen texanus (razorback sucker), 2107 nucleotides. RefSeq names its product macrophage mannose receptor 1-like. The coding region runs from base 41 to 1030 and encodes 329 amino acids. The record is from RefSeq and is a predicted model, not a curated record. NCBI's taxonomy places the organism in Eukaryota, Metazoa, Chordata, Actinopteri, Cypriniformes, Catostomidae. The transcript is spliced from 7 exons.
UUUAAAAGUUUUAUACAUCACCACUGGCAGGUGCAACGUGAUGGAACACAUUUGGCUCUUCAUGCUUUCUCUGUCAGGAGUUCUGUCGCCAAUUCUGUGCAACACACAUGACUUCAUUCUGAUUAAACAGUUAAAAACAUGGAGCGAUGCUCAAACUUACUGCCGAACAUACCAUGUUGAUCUGGCCACUGUUCAAAGUACUGAAAACUUCACCCGUCUGCAAGAAGUAGCAGACACAAACAAAUUUACUGGAGCUGCCUGGACUGGCCUGUACAACGACAUCAAAAGCUGGCGGUGGUCUUAUAAAGAUGAGAGUCAGUUGUUCACUCACUGGGCGUUGGGACAGCCAGAUAACUACGGUUCGGGAGAGGAGUGUGCUAUGCUAAGACAUGAUGGUGUUUGGUUUGACACAAACUGUUUGGAACUAAGAUAUUUUCUGUGUUUUGACGACCAGAGCAACAGCACAGACAAUUAUAUUUUUGUUACUAAAGCUAAGACUUGGCUUGAUGCGCAGACGUACUGCAGACAGCAUUAUACAGACCUGGUCACCAUUAGAAAUCAAACGGAAAAUGACAUGUUAGCAAAUAAGCUACAUUGGAUUACAUAUUUUGCCUGGAUUGGACUAUUCAGGGACUCUUGGAAGUGGUCCGACCAGGCCAAUUUAACAGACUCAACUCAAGUGAUUGCUCAACGUCUGAAUGGAGCAAAUCAAGAUUGUGCUUAUGUAAAUUAUGGGGGUUACAUCUACGACUAUCCCUGCACUGGAACGUUUUACUUCUAUUGUGACACUGUGUGGCUGAAACGGCAGAUUGUGAGACUGGAGGUAAAAGUCAGUCAGAAUGUGGCUGAAACUACAUUGAUGGCUCUCGUCUUAAAGCAGAUGCAGCAAACCCUCAACAAACAGGGCUGGACCGAAGACGUCACCAUGACAUGGAGGAAACAACGCAGUGGACGAGUCUUCCAGAAGAUUCAAACACUUGAACCACAAAGUAGUAAUGAAAGUGCUGUGUGCCCUGGCCCCAACUUCUGAACACAUCUUUUUAUGAUUUUUUUUAUUUAUAUCUUUUGGAGGAAAAGGUAUAUAACAUUUUGUGUGAUGGAACAUAAUUCUCAGUGAAAUGAGUUCAAAAUACUCCAUUUAAAAUGAGUUUGACACCUCUAAUCUGUUAUAAUUAAUCAUUGUAGUUUGUGUCUUUUAUUAAGUGUGAUUUAUUCAUUAACUUUAGAUUUCCAGUUCUAUAUAGGCCAUAUUAAAAUUAGUUUUAUUAAAGCAAAAAAUGAUUAAAAAGAGAUAUAUUUGAUAUAGGUAGACCGGGGCUAAUUGUCACACAGGGAAGAUGUCAAAAGGGCUAUUUAAAAGAAUAUUCCAGGUUCAAUUCAAGUUAAGAUCAAUCAACAGCAUUUGUGGAAUUAAUUUGAUUACCACAAAAAUGUAUUUUGACUCGUCCCUCCUUUUCUUUAAAAAAACAAUAAUAAAAAAAUACGGUGAGGCAUUUACAAGUCAAUGUGUUCAAUCCAUAAACGUUAAAAUAAUCAGUUUCAAAAGUAUAGACACAACAAUAAACAAUAUGUGUGUUAACAUGAUUUUACUGUAAUACAAUUGCUAACUAACAUUCUUAUCCUAGUUAUAUAUAUAUUUAAAAAGAGGAUUUCAAGUUAAAAUGAUGCACGAGUUAUAACAGAAUAAUUAAUACAAGUGGUUUUAUAAAAGUAUAAACUUCACAUUUCUUCUCAAUUUUUGCUCCUUUAAAGAGACGAAGAGACGUGUCCAAAUUAUUAUUUGUGGUAAUCGAUAUAACAUAAAACCUUUACCACUGGUUUAAUGGCAGGUUCCAUUGUGACAACUUACCCCUUUAAUGAGUGAACAAAAUGUUAAUGCAUGUUCAAUGAGCGAAAAUAUUUAACAGUAGCAAAAUGAUUACUAUGUGUCUCUCUGUGGAAAUACAACUGUAUAGCACUGUAAAUCGAUAGUCACCUAAAUACAAUAAAUAAUACUUGUUUCAAUAAAGCUCUUAAUCCACAAGAACUAUGUAUGGACGCUUGAUUUGAUGACACCCUUUAAAUAAUGUUCUAUGCCCUUGUUUAUGUACUUUAGUUGACAUAUUUC